This is a messenger RNA of Eruca vesicaria subsp. sativa (arugula), 678 nucleotides long. NCBI's taxonomy places the organism in Eukaryota, Viridiplantae, Streptophyta, Magnoliopsida, Brassicales, Brassicaceae. The record is from the annotation of a GenBank genome assembly.
AUGGGCAAACCUACGAACUCUGCUCCAGCUACCUCGAGUUCCAAGAUCGACGAUCAUGCAACAGCUGAAUCACACCGGAUGCAACUCUCUGAUGGUCCGCCUGAGCCUACUCCUCCGUUGAACGAGUUACCGAUCUCGACAACUCUCCCUGAAGUCACUGAAGAAAUUGCUUCGUUUAAUACAGCUCAGGAGAAGUCUGGAUCCGAUGGUAGCGGGGAAAAUCAGGGCACUUCAGUGGCUGUAGCAGAUCCACCUCAGGAUGCUGCGGAGCUUGUGCAUGUUCCCACUGAUGUGAAUCUGGUCUUACCAGUCGAAGGUGAGCAAGUGGCUGUAGCAGAUCCACCUCAGGAUGCUGCGGAGCUUGUGCAUGUUCCCACUGAUGUGAAUCUGGUCUUACCAGUCGAAGGUGAGCAAGGUACUUCGACAAAUAAACCCGAGACGCAUGCAGAUCUGAAGGGAAGUGAUGAGUCACCUCUCCAAAUUGUGGCAUUGCACAAAGACACAACCCUGGUCCAAGCAAACGAUCCAAGUGAAGCGGCGUCUGAGUCAAGUAAGCACAUUGAGGAGACCACUAAGGACCACGAUGCUAUCUCUUUGGGCUCCUCCUCUGAAGACAUAUCUGAGAAAUCUACCAGGAAGAAGCGUGUCCUGCAGCGUCUAGACCGGUUCUGUUCCUAA